AUCGAGAGUUAUCCAUAGAGAAAAGUAUUUCUGUUGAUUAUUAUUUGUCCAUUAAGAUAAAUUUAGGAAUACAAUUGCCUUUCAGUAUUUGAAAUUUGAAAAAGAAAUAAUUAUAUUAUUUCAACUGCAAUGGAUUUAAAAGGAGAAAAGUGUGGAAGCCACAGUGGAUACAGUCCAGUCCAGAUGCAGCCAGACUACUUGGAUGGUCAAGGUCAAGACAACUCAAGGUCAAUGCCUCAUUCACAACAUCAAGGACCAGACAUGGACAACUGUGAUUGGCCAAUCCAUGAAUCAGAUCAACAUCAAGACACCAUUGAAGAUAAGUAUCAUAUCCAACUCAAUGUGGAUAAUCAAAGUGUAUACUUGGACCAAAAUUACUCCAAACAUCCCAUUGAAAUAAUUCGGAUCAAACCAGAGGAACUAAUUGAAGAAAAAGAAGAAGAACUUGCAGUUGAAGUGAGAAGUGGAGAAAUAAAGCAAGAGAGUGACACCUGUCUGCAGAUUGAAAGGAUCUAUUCUCUCUGCUCAGAUAGACUGAAUUCUGACCCCUCUGCUAUUGAACAUAUAAAAGUUGAAACUGAAGAAGUUAAGGAGGAACACAUAUCUUUCAAAACAGACCAUUCAGAUACAUUGAUGCAGAUUGAAAAUAUUUCUUCUGAUGUAGUAUCUGAGAAUUAUGAAAGUGGAAGUGUAUCAACUGGACUGUGUAUACCAUACUUUGAGGAACGAGAAGGUUCAAGCUCCCAUGUGUCUGUUGACACAAUUCCUGGAAACACUAUGAUAAAAGAUUCUGAAAAAAUUGGCAAUCAGGUGGACUUACUAAUCGAAAAUGCAAGGAAGAAUGUGAUUGAUAGUGAAUUAACAAAGUGUCAGUUGUGUGAUGAAGCAUUCAGCAGCACUAGAGAAUUGAAUCUUCAUUGUAGAAUACACACAGCUGGAAAACAUGCUUGCGAAUUCUGUAACUACAAAACAAAAAGGAAAUCACAACUCAUCACUCAUCUAAGGACACACACAGGAGAAAGACCCUUCAGCUGUGAUUUGUGUUACUAUAAAGCAAUACAGAAAACACAUCUUAUCAGACAUUUAAAGUCACACAAAGGUGAAAGACCCUUCAGCUGCAAUUUGUGUGACUACAAAGCAAUACAGAAAACACAUCUUAUUGAACAUUUAAAGUCACACACAGGAGAAAGACACUUUGACUGUGAUUUGUGUGACUACAAAGCAACACAGAUAUCAGAUCUCAUUACUCAUCUAAGGACUCACACAGGAGAAAGACCCUUCAGCUGUGAUUUUUGUGACUACAAAGCAACACGGAAAUCAAGUCUCAUCACUCAUCUAAGGACACACACAGGAGAAAGACCCUUCAGCUGUAAUUUGUGUGACUACAAAACAACACGUAAAGCAACUCUUAUCAGACAUUUAAUGUCACACACAGGAGAAAGACCCUUCAGCUGUGAUUUUUGUGAAUACAAAGCAAUACGGAAAUCAAGUCUCAUCACUCAUCUAAUGACACACACAGGAGAAAGACCCUCCUGCUGUAAUUUGUGUGACUACAAAACAACACGUAAAUCAGAUCUCAUCAGACAUAUGAAGUCACACACAGGAGAAAGACCCUUCAGCUGUGAUUUUUGUGACUACACAGCAAUACAAAAAUCAGAACUCGUCACUCAUCUAAGGACACACACAGGAGAAAGACCCUUCUGCUGUAAUUUGUGUGACUACAAAACAACACGUAAAUCAACUCUUAUCAGACAUUUAAAUUCUCACAAAGGAGAAAGACCCUUCAGCUGUGAUUUUUGUGACUACAAAGCAACACGGAAAUCAAGUCUCAUCACUCAUCUAAGGACACACACACAGGAGAAAGACCCUUCAGCUGUAAUUUGUGUGACUACAAAACAACAUGGAAAUCAAGUCUCAUCACUCAUCUAAGAACACACAAAGGAGAAAGACCCUUCAGCUGUGAUUUUUGUGACUACAAAGCAACACGGAAAUCAAGUCUCAUCACUCAUCUAAGGACACACACACAGGAGAAAGACCCUUCAGCUGUGAUUUUUGUGACUACAAAACAACAUGGAAAUCAAGUCUCAUCAAACAUCUAAGGACACACACAGGAGAAAGACCCUUCAACUGUGAUUUCUGUGACUACAAAACAACACGGAAAUCAAGUCUCAUCACUCAUCUAAGGACACACACAGGAGAAAGACCCUUCAGCUGUAAUUUGUGUGACUACAAAGCUACAUAGAAAUCUAUCUCAUCAAACAUUUAAAGUCACGCACAUAAGAAAAAUGCCUUCUGCUGUAAUUUCUGUGAACACAAAUCAAUAUGCCUGAUAUUUUUGUUCCAAAAUUAUUCUUCAAAAAUUAUGUCAGACAUCUUGUGAAAAUUAUAAGUAAUUUGAAAUUCUAAUGGGUAUUCAAAUCGAUUUUGAACAAUUAAAUUGAUGAAGAGGGUAGGGCCACUACCUCGGCAAUCAAAGCCAUAGUGCAUUCAUGUGACAUCAGCACAGGUAGGGUUCCUACACCAAUAAAAACUCAUUGAUUUCAGCUGAUCUACAUCUGCUAGUGUUUUAUUGGUGUAGGAGCCCUACCUGUGCUGACGUCACAUGAAUGCACUAUUGCUUUGUUUAUGGAGGUAGUGGUAGGGCCAGGGAAUCAUCAAUGAUACUUGAUAGCCGUCUGUAUUAAAUCUAUAUAUAACUCUGUUGUAGUUCAGACACUGUGUUACAUGUAAGUAUUUGAAAAAACACUUACUUUUCUUGGAGUAUUGAGGAAUGCAUCUCACUCCUGAAGAGGAGCUUCAUCAGCCUCUGAUUUUUCAAAUAUUUAUAAGUAACACAGUGUCAGAACUACAAUAGAGAGUUAUUAUAUAGUGUUUCUUCAUGGAAAGAAACAUCAAUAAAUCUAUAUGUUUUGAUAUUUGAGUUUGUAGAAAAUAUCUACUGACACCAUUCCCUACAAACUUACACAUAUUCUUCUUUGAAAUCAAUAUUGCCAAUUUUUAUGUUAAAAGCCUAGUUGAAAUAAAAAGUGGACAUGUCUCAAUCUGAGAAUUUUGAAUGAUAUACUCCUUAAGGCCCACCGCAAAGUAUACCCAUGCUACUAAUCCACAAAAAGCAACCCAUGCUGUGGGAUGUUUUGUAAACCAUUGCUAGGCUUCUCCAGACAUCUGUUUAAUAUAUGCAAUGAAUAAUCCGCUUGUCAGCUGAUUGAUUAUGAAUAAUUCUAUAGCAAUGGUUUACAAAACAUCCCAUGGCGUGGGUCGCUUUUCAUGAAUUAGCAUGGGUCUACUUUGCAGCUGGUCUUAGUGACUAUCUUCUUAAGAAAUAUAGAUCUGAGAACUUUCAUUGAUAUACUUCCUACAACAAGAGAAUACCUUCUAAAGAUAUUAUUGAUUCAUCCAUAUUUGUAGAUAUUAUUUCUUUGUUUUCACCAGAUAACUUGUUUUGCUGCUAGAUGAUUACUGAUCAGAGUUAGGUGUACUUUAAUCUGUGAGCAUUGGUUAAAUGGCAACUAAUGAUGUUAUUUGGGAAUGUGGUAUUCAAUGAAAAAGAUGUUAUUUAAUUAAAUGCAGCUAGUCUUCAACUUGAUUUGACUUGAACAAGUUGAAAAAAUGUGGGAACGUUUCUACUUAGAUGAAGAGUGUAAGUAAGCAAGCAAUUUCUGUAUUUUUUUAUCUGCUUAUUUAUAUUUAUUUAUAU
Messenger RNA from Nilaparvata lugens (brown planthopper), 3697 nucleotides. RefSeq names its product gastrula zinc finger protein XlCGF57.1-like. Gene Ontology annotation, cellular component: nucleus. NCBI's taxonomy places the organism in Eukaryota, Metazoa, Arthropoda, Insecta, Hemiptera, Delphacidae. Gene Ontology annotation, molecular function: DNA-binding transcription factor activity, RNA polymerase II-specific; RNA polymerase II transcription regulatory region sequence-specific DNA binding. Gene Ontology annotation, biological process: regulation of transcription by RNA polymerase II. The transcript is spliced from 2 exons. The record is from RefSeq and is a predicted model, not a curated record. The coding region runs from base 130 to 1929 and encodes 599 amino acids.